Messenger RNA from Arvicanthis niloticus (Nile rat), 5404 nucleotides. RefSeq names its product phosphatase and actin regulator 1 (gene Phactr1). Gene Ontology annotation, molecular function: actin binding. The record is from RefSeq and is a predicted model, not a curated record. Gene Ontology annotation, biological process: cell motility; stress fiber assembly. Lineage: Eukaryota; Metazoa; Chordata; Mammalia; Rodentia; Muridae.
GCGCUGGUGUGGCGUGGGGGCAUGCGGGCGCGGCCGGGGGAUGCGAGUGGCAGAGCGCGGGGCGGCGAUCAGCGACCAGCCCCGGACGCCCGGGGAGCGGAUGGCGGAGCCCACGCGCGCCGCGAAGCCGCGCUGCAGACAGGGCGCCGUGCCAGGCGCGGGCGCCGCCGUGAAGCCCAAAAAGAAAGCUUUUUAUUUGCUGAGCAUGAAGCCCCCGAAGGACCCCGCCCCCAACAACAAUAACAACGUGUCGUUUGUGAUCCACUGUCAACUGGGCAAGGAGAUCAAGCACAUUUGCAGCAACUGCAGCCGGGGGGAGGACAGCCGCGACGCUGAGGAAGUGGAGAGGCUGGCAGCCAUGCGUUCUGACUCGCUGGUCCCAGGUACGCACACCCCGCCCAUCCGAAGGAGGAGUAAGUUUGCCAACCUGGGAAGGAUUUUCAAGCCUUGGAAAUGGAGGAAGAAGAAAAGCGAAAAGUUCAAGCACACAUCAGCAGCUCUGGAAAGGAAGAUAUCGAUGAGACAGAGCAGAGAGGAGCUGAUCAAGCGAGGGGUCUUGAAGGAGAUUUACGAUAAAGAUGGAGAACUCUCAAUAUCGAAUGAAGAUGACUCCCUGGAGAACGGGCAGUCUCUGAGCUCCAGCCAACUCUCUUUGCCUGCUCUGUCGGAAAUGGAGCCUGUCCCAAUGCCCAGGGACCCCUGCUCAUAUGAGGUGCUCCAAGCUUCAGAUAUUAUGGAUGGACCAGUGUCUGAAGAGAGUCCCUCUGCCAGUGAGUCUGGAGUUCUCCUGUCCCAAGAUCCUUCAGCCAAACCAGUUCUGUUCCUGCCCCCCAAAAAAUCUUCUGCUUUCCCUGGAGACCAUGAGGAGACCCCAGUGAAGCAGCUAUCCCUUCACAAGCAACCCCCGGCCCUGCCUCCCAAACCCACUGCCCGGAUUGCCAACCACUUAACAGAUCCUGGCGCCCCUGUGAAAUUGCCUUGUCUGCCAGUGAAACUGUCGCCUCCGCUACCUCCAAAGAAAGUCCUGAUCUGUAUGCCUGUAGGGGGGCCAGAGCUCUCUCUGGCAACCUACGCAGCCCAGAAGAGCAGCCAGCAGGCCGUGGCCCAGCACCACCACACCGUCCUGCCAUCCCAGAUGCAGCACCAGAUGCAGUAUGGCAGCCAUGGCCAGCAUCUCCCGUCUUCCACUGGCACCUUGCCCAUGCACCCCUCGGGCUGCAGGAUGAUCGAUGAGCUGAACAAGACACUUGCUAUGACCAUGCAGAGGCUGGAAAGCUCCGAGCAACGAGUCCCCUGUUCCACUUCUUACCACAGCUCUGGUUUGCACUCAAGUGACGGCGUCACAAAAGCAGGACCCAUGGGCCUUCCGGAAAUAAGACAAGUGCCAACUGUUGUGAUUGAAUGUGACGACAAUAAGGAAAACGUGCCUCAUGAACCCGACUAUGAAGACUCAUCCUGCCUGUAUGCCCGGGAAGAGGAGGAAGAAGAGGAGGAUGAAGAUGAUGACGCCUCCUUGUACACCAGCUCACUGGCCAUGAAGGUAUGCAGGAAGGACUCCUUAGCUAUCAAACUCAGCAACAGGCCCUCUAAGCGAGAGCUAGAAGAAAAGAACAUCCUCCCCAGGCAGACCGAUGAGGAACGGCUGGAACUCAGACAGCAGAUUGGCACCAAGCUCACCAGGCGGCUGAGCCAGAGACCAACUGCAGAGGAACUGGAGCAGAGGAACAUUCUGAAGCCUCGGAAUGAACAAGAAGAACAGGAGGAGAAGCGUGAAAUCAAGAGGAGGCUAACUCGCAAGCUCAGCCAACGACCCACGGUGGAAGAACUCCGGGAGAGGAAGAUCCUUAUCCGCUUCAGUGACUACGUGGAGGUGGCAGAUGCCCAAGACUAUGACCGAAGGGCAGACAAGCCAUGGACCCGCCUCACCGCUGCAGACAAAGCUGCCAUUCGGAAGGAACUCAAUGAGUUUAAAAGUACUGAAAUGGAAGUCCACGAGUUAAGUAGACACUUAACCAGGUUUCAUCGACCUUAACAGUGGGAUUACUCUUGAGUGCUCUGCUGUCUUCAAAACAUAAAUUUCUAAGAACCGUAAGUGCUGGCGUCUGUCCACUUCCCCAUUACCAUGUAAAUCCGAACUGCCUUUUUUAAAAAAAAAAAAAAAGAAAGAAAGAAAAGAAAGAAAGGAAGGAAGAAAAGAAAGAAGAAGAAGAAACAAAAGGAAACACAAUCAGGCUUCUGUGUGCAGGAACACCAUGGUGAGCACUCCCAGAGCUGCUGGCACCAUUUCUGCUACAGAAAGGUGUCCCAGCACCGAUCAGGGACCCUGAGAAUUGUCCAGAAACUGCCUCGUCCCCUCCAUCCAGAUCCAACAAGCACCACAUUGGUUCAGUCUUCGGUGAACCCCUUUCUCACAAGAGACUGUUGCCUGAGUCCAAAGAAGCCAAGGGCUUGGCGUGGGAAUGGCUAGGUGGAAGUCAUAAUCCAGCUGCCCCUUCUAGACUCAGCCAGACACAUGGGCUCCAGAUAGGGCAUCUACUUUGGGGUGCCCUUGAGAGGGGAAUGCUGGGAAGGGGGUGAUGACCUCUCGGUCCUCCCCCACAUACAUACAGACAUGCACAGGCAUAGGCACAUGCACGCACGAACAUGUGCACACACAUACACACAUACUUUCUCUUCAGCUUUGUCCUGGGGGAGCCUGUGCUGGCACUUUGAUCAUAAGCAUGUGUGCCGCGGGAAUAGGAGGCUAAGCCUGGGCAUGUACUUUGACCCCCAUCCCCAACUGAACUGCCUUCCAGAAGACUUUGGUAGGGAUAGUGGCUGUCUUCUCAGUUCACAUUCAUUGACCAGCUUAUGUUUAGAAAGCCCAGGGCCAUGGGUAAUCUAAUGCUUAAAUUUCCUUGCCAAGGUUCCCUGUGAUAUCCAUGAGGAUGAACUGACCAGGGGGCUAGGGUCAUAAACUUCAUGGCCCACAUUUUUCUUUGGCCCUGUAACACACCUGGGACAGUGGUAAUGUGGCUUGGCAGUCAAUAGCUUCUGAGGACCACUACAUGGAGGCCAGUGUGGGGACCACCAUCCCACUGCUAUUCCAGAGCCUUCACUCUUCUGUCUUUGCACUGAAGAGUUUCUGCAGAGAAAUCCACAUCUCAGCAGGACUAGCACUGGGCAAAACCUUGCCAGCCAUGACUGUCUGUGGUGUCCCUUACUGCUCCACUUACCCAGGGAAACCCUGUCCUCUCUCUCUCUCAGAAUAUGCCUCCCGAUGCCCUGUUGACAGGGCCCCCCAAGGGUUGGGUGUGCACCGAGGGACAGGCACCCCAGACCCUAAGGAGGCCUUCUGCAGUACUGUUUUUCUCCCUAACCAAGCUCACAGACCCUUGGGUACAAAGCUUCUGCCUCAAUCCCCCGUGGUGUGUCCAGCUUUCAGAGUCACCACGGUGUCGCUAGGUAAUGCCUUACUCCCUAACAGACCUGGCAUUUAGAAAGAUGCCAGAUGGUCAGCUUGGCCAACCACAAAAGAGUUAUCCCCUUGUCAAAUCAGUUGGGACCAUGCUACUCUUAGGAUAUAGCCUAAGUGAGGCCAUUUGAUUCUCUGGAGCGUUAAUGGCUUCAUGGCCAGUUGCUAACCCAAGAACCAGAGUUAAAGGAGAGCUUAGAUCAGCCCUAAAGGUAGCACCAUGCAGCUGCUGCUCUACUGGCACCGUCUGGAUGGGGCACACCUCUGUCCAGACCAAAGACAACACCAUUACUGGGUCUUUCUAUCAUCAUCAUCAUCAUCAUCAUCAUCAUCAUCUGAAUGUCCAGAGAGAUAUUCAGGGAAAGUGUGGUAGGGAUUUUAGCAUGGAUGGCUGUAAACACAGUCUUCCCAAAAGGCUUAUUGACUUUUGAAUGUGACCAUGGUAGGAGGAGAGAUGUAGAAAUCUUUCCUUGAACUUCCCUAGGGUGAAGGAUAGGCACAUGUUCUGGGUGGAGGUCCCUGCCUGGCCAGGCCUGAGGUCUGUACUUCCUCUAAGCAGCAGCUGUGCUUCAGGCUGCUGUGGUGGCCUGGCCUGACAGGCCUUCCCCAGCCGGGAAGAGUCCUAAAGAACUCUACCCACAAAGGCCCAUGGCUUCCCUGAGGACUUUCAUCCUAGGGCCCUUCUGACCACCUGGGAACAGAAAUCUCAAACUCCCCUACUCUCUGCUGCUAGCCAGCAGCAGCCUUCAUUGCCCCUCACCCCCCGCCCCCCCCCACACACACCCAACAUGCCCUGAGAUGGCUGUUCUCUUUACAUAUGGGAAGAUAUUGGACAGAAUGUCCACUUCCUUCCUUCGGGGCACCCUUUUGCAGAAGUCACUUGCUCAGAGUUUAGGGCUCCUAAAAGGUCACUGCCUUUGGGGAUGGGCUAUUUCAAGGCCACUAUAAGUGGUUCUUACCCAGGCUCAGCAGCCCCUCUCCCCCCACCCCCGCCCCAGCUGUAGGAUGGUACUUCCGUUCUCCUUCUGAAAAUCUGGACUCAGUCUUCAGGGAACUGGAACCACACUUCCCCCACUUUGUUAGGACAACUGGAAUGACUUGAGUUGUUUCCAAAGUUGACAAUUUGACAUUAAUUAGUGGGGAAUAAAAGGCAAGUGAGGUGGUUUAAAUCAUCCCUUUCGGGGGGGAAAAGCUGCAAUUCUCAAGUGAGUUCAUCUUGAGCCUAUACAGUCCCAUCUGAGCACUGUGGAGUUCGGGUUAGCAAGAAAGGAGAAAACGAAAUGUGUCAGACCUUAACGUUUUUCUCUCAAAAAUCAGGCAUUGCUGAACCCCGAUCCCAGGCCACGUCCCUGACAGAAGAGCCUGUCAUUAACAAACUGGCUUUUCCAAAAUCCUGAUCACGUCAUUACCCAGAGGUAACAAGGCCCUGCCAGGUUUUUAGAAUGUGAGCCUUUCUGCUGUAGAGAAACCAAACCACUCAACGGUCAGUGCGAGGAGACACUCCGAGUUUCCUUUUCUCCUGCUUAUGAACGCGUGUUUGUACUUUUGGAAUGAGCAUCAUGGUGUGUCGCUUCGAUGAAUGGGACCCCAGGUUCUCCCUGUGCACAGCCAGUGGGCGGACGUCACCUUUGGUGACUUCUUCCUCCCAUGAGUCUGUUCCUCCCCAAGCAGGUUGCUUUCUCCAGUUGCUUCCUGGUGUCUGUACAUAGUUCGUCUUUGUAUAGGAGUGAUUGUGGUGACCGUCGAUCCCGUGCCCUCCCGGGUUCUAACUUAACAGAUGACGGCUGUAUGAGGAAGAUACUGUACAUAGAAUAUAAAUUAAACUGGAUCUCUGUGGCCUAGGUUUUGUACAUACAGAAACUGCAUGGUAUUUAAAUUAUUGUUUCUCUCUGAUGAUGUAUGCAGUUUCUUUAAAAACAAACCAAAAAAAAAAAAAAGUUUAAAAAAAAA